ACGGAUUUUGAGCGGGAUAUGAGAAAUGAGUUACUGGGACUUCCAGUGAGAAGAACAUUAGUACAAAAUGCAUUUCCUUCUCUAAAGAUUAAGCCAGAGAGAACAUUUGCCAUGGCUAAUGAACGCUCACAAAGGAUGCAACUAAAGGAACAAAAAGAAGUCCAGAAAAGGUGUCUUGAAAAUGCAAUGCAGUUUGCUGAAUCUACUAGCAGUGCUGCUUCCUCAGGUGAAAGAAUUGAGCCCCUUCCAACUGAAUUAAACCCAGAACCUGAUUACAGGCAGUUGUAUCAUGAGCUCCAGCAACGCUGCAUAAAAGUAGAGAAACAGAAUUAG
Messenger RNA from Stegodyphus dumicola, 333 nucleotides. RefSeq lists its product as uncharacterized. NCBI's taxonomy places the organism in Eukaryota, Metazoa, Arthropoda, Arachnida, Araneae, Eresidae. The record is from RefSeq and is a predicted model, not a curated record.